Messenger RNA from Penicillium daleae, 1260 nucleotides. RefSeq lists its product as uncharacterized. Gene Ontology annotation, biological process: ubiquitin-dependent protein catabolic process. The transcript is spliced from 5 exons. The record is from RefSeq and is a predicted model, not a curated record. Gene Ontology annotation, molecular function: ubiquitin binding; ubiquitin conjugating enzyme binding. Lineage: Eukaryota; Fungi; Ascomycota; Eurotiomycetes; Eurotiales; Aspergillaceae. Gene Ontology annotation, cellular component: cytoplasm. Bases 1 to 1260 code for a protein of 419 amino acids.
AUGACGGAGGAGGAGAAGACAUCCACUCCUAGCAAGCCCUCGGGUGCGGCUGCGCCAAACAGCCCUCGCGCUGAGUCGCCCACUACUGCACGACCUCUGGACUUUGACGAUGAGCCACAGGAGUCUGGUGUCACUUCCACCGGCAACAACACUGCUUCGGCGCAGCAGUCUGCCACCGACACACCCCCAGCUGCCCCACCGAAGCCCCCGCGACCCUUGAGCCCCCGAGAACAGUCGGUGAACACACUGAAGGAGGCAUUCCCAACAGUCGAGCUUGGAGUGGUCAAGGCUAUCUUGAAUGCUAGCAACUGGAAUGUCGAACGCGCAUUCAAUGCCCUGCUGGGCAUGACCGAUCCCACCGCUCAGGAGGACAUGGUUCCUCCUCCCAAGCCUCCUCGUCCGUCUCAGCCCGCAACCUCUACUACCCAGCGCCAAUUGGAAGCCGAUGAGCAAUAUGCGCGUCAAUUGGCCAAGCACUACAAUGCCCCCGCCGCCGGACGCCGGGGUCCAGCCCCAGGAUGGGAGAACGACCCUCGGUAUCGCCAGCCGCGAGGAAGCGAGGAUUCGGAAGAAAAGGAUUACAGUUUCUUCGAAGAUGAUCUACCGGUGAUCCGCGAGAACUUCAAGAAGGGAUUCUUGGAGACACAGACGAAAGUGAACUCGUGGUUCGGGAAUUUGAAGAAGCAAUUACAUGGUGACGAGGAGGAAGAGGAGGAGCAAGCACACUCCAGCCAGCGUUAUGAGCAGCAGACCUCCGCGUUUGGCCGCCCUCGGCGCAGCGGCGAGAUGGGUCAUCGCAGUGGGGAUCGUGAGCGUUAUGAUGCAGACCCUCAAGUGCUGAGUGAUGACUUCUCCGCACUCGAGCUGAGGGAUGGCGAAGUCCCUCCCGCGCGCCCUCCUCGCCCCGGCAACACAAACCUCAAAAAGACUGCAUCGCCCUCCCCGGGUAGGAGGGUUUCCUUCCAAGACGGCCCUCCCACCGAGAUUGAUAACCUGUACGACGCCACGCCGGGGAAGCGCAGCGCCCCGGCUAGCGGCAAGUCCAGCAAGUGGCAGCCCUUGGCCACGGUCGAGCCGUCCCCAGUUGCCGAGAACGACCCAUUCAGCCUCGGUGACAGCGACGACGAGAAGGACACCAAGGCCAAGGAGCAGACUACCGUACCUGAAAGCGAGCAGCUCAAGAAAGCGACCGCCGAGGCCAUGUCUGACGAGGUUGGGUCGUCCACGGAUGAUAAGAAGGCGGGAGAUUCGUCCAAGUAA